This is a messenger RNA of Pararge aegeria (speckled wood butterfly), 3645 nucleotides long. RefSeq names its product putative inorganic phosphate cotransporter. NCBI's taxonomy places the organism in Eukaryota, Metazoa, Arthropoda, Insecta, Lepidoptera, Nymphalidae. Gene Ontology annotation, molecular function: transmembrane transporter activity. Gene Ontology annotation, biological process: monoatomic anion transport; transmembrane transport. The coding region runs from base 252 to 1775 and encodes 507 amino acids. The transcript is spliced from 10 exons. The record is from RefSeq and is a predicted model, not a curated record.
UCCUUCAAAUUGUUAUUACUUGCAAUGAAAUACUACGUCCAAUUCUGAUUAGUAUCGAUGUUAUUCCUUCAAGUGGUUAGUCGUUAGAAAAGUGUGACACUAGCAGAUGAAGUUGGGUAUUUCAUUGUAUUCAAUUCGUGACUGGAGAUACAAUAAGAAAAGGAAAAACUUGUAGUGUAAAUCCAAUUAGUGGCAAACCGGCUGGAUCUGACGUUACACUUGGCGCUUUAUUGUAUAUAGUAUACGUUGCAAUGAUACCAGAAUGGCGACGGAGGAUAUCAAAAUUGUUCAUAAUUCCCCAGCGGUAUGUCCUUGGGAUCAUGGGAUUGCUGGCUGUGUGCAACGCGUAUACCAUGAGGGUGUGUUUGAAUUUGGCUGUAACACAGAUGGUGAAUAACUCAAAGAGCGAUUCUGCGAAGUAUGAUCCUGAUGCUUGUCCAGAUGAGAGUGAAAUACUUGUCAAUGGCACCGUUGCGCUUAAACCUCACGCAAUCUUCGAAUGGUCAGAAUCAACGCAAGGGCUCAUUCUUAGUGGCUUUUAUUACGGAUAUGCUAUUACUCACGUCCCAGGGGGCUACUUAGCCGAAAAGUAUGGCGGCAAAUGGACAUUAGGAAUUGGCCUUCUGAGUACUGCAAUAUUUACAUUAUUGACCCCAAUUGUGGUCAAAGCCGGGGGAGCGACAUGGCUCUUUAUACUUCGUAUCUUACAGGGGAUGGGAGAGGGUCCAACAAUGCCAGCUUUGAUGAUAGUACUGGCUCGAUGGGUACCGCCACAUGAAAGAUCACGACAAGGAGCCGUCGUCUUUGGUGGAGCACAAAUCGGAAACAUCUUUGGUUCUUUUAUGUCUGGUGUCCUAAUGGCUGGAGGUGGAGACUGGGCUAACGUAUUCUACUUCUUCGGUUGCUUUGGGAUCUUGUGGUUUAUAUUUUGGAGUAUAUUCUGCUACAGUACACCGAACACGCAUCCUUUUAUAUCAGAUGAAGAGUUAAAAUAUUUGAACGAGACAGUAACGAGCGCAGACACUUCUAGUGUCAGGGAUCCCGUACCUUGGAGAGCGAUUGUGAGAUCAGUUCCUGUUUGGGCCCUUUUGUUUGCUGCUGUUGGCCACGACUGGGGCUACUACACAAUGGUCACAGACCUGCCCAAGUACAUGACGGAUGUGCUGAAGUUCAACAUUGCGACGACGGGUACUCUGACUGCAAUCCCCUACCUUGCUAUGUGGAUAAGCGCUUUCUUCUUCGGCUGGAUCUGUGACAUUUGUGUAAAGCGCGAGUGGCAUUCUAUCAAAACUGGAAGAAUUAUUCACACGACUAUAGCUGCAACUGGACCGGCCAUUUGUAUUAUAUUAGCCUCAUACGCGGGAUGUGAUCGCUUUGCAGCUGUCGCCUACUUUAUCGCAUCUAUGGCCUUGAUGGGAGGAUUUUAUAGCGGCAUGAAGGUGAAUGCUUUGGACUUGGCGCCUAACUACGCCGGUUCUUUGACUGCGAUGAUAAACGGAACUUCCACCAUAUCGGGAAUUAUCACACCUUAUCUAAUUGGAUUGUUGACACCUGAUUCGACACUAGUACAAUGGCGAUUGGCGUUCUGGGUGUGUUUCGCAGUGCUUGUCGGCACCAACGUGAUUUACUGUAUCUGGGCUGAUGGCAAACAACAAUGGUGGGACGAUGUCCGGCAAUACGGCUACCCGGCCGACUGGAAACAUGGUCCUCUCAAAAUGGCCGACACAGACAUGGAGAAGAACAAAAAGAAAGAAGCAGAAGGCACGGCACUUUAAUGUGCCACUAAAGAGAAAUGAUAAAAAAUACGAUUACUCAAAGCUAAUUUAUUGUGAGUUUACUUAAGCUGUUUUUUCUUGAAUUAUGUGAUAAACACAACUGGUAGGACGAUGUCCAAUAAUACGGAAACAUUACCAGCUCUAAAGACGGUCUUUUCGAGAAGAUGUCCGUUAAUACGGCUAACCAGUCAACAGGAACCAUGAUCCUCUCAAAAUGGCCGACAUGGAGAUAUACAAAAUAAAAAAGCAGUAGAUACGGCACUCUAGCGACACUAAACACAAUUUGCCAAUAUAUCUAACUGUUAUUAUUUAAAGCAUUUUUUGAGGUUUACGUAAGCUUUCUCUCGGUGCCAUUUUGUGAUAUACCUAAUUAAAUUAUGGUGCAUUCAAUUACCUAGUUUAUGAAAAUAAUGAAGAAUUUUGAGGAACGUUAAUAAUAUACAUAUUUUUGCCGUUAUUGGGUAUUUAAAAAACCUCCGAUUUAUAAUAUAAUUCACUUAAAUUCUUAUACCCCCUGACAUUACGUUUUGAUUUUAUUUUUGCGAAUAAGCCUCGUCUUACAAAAAUCAACCUGUGAUCCAUUUUGUUUGGUAUAUUACCUAUUAUGUUAAUUAAAUACCGUGUACAGUAAAAUUUUAUAUGUAAUAGUGUAGUUAUUUAAUUAAGUUUAAUUUAGUGUGAGCAUUAUUUUAUCAAUAUACGCGUAUUGAAUGAUGAUGUAGUUUAAGAUGGAACACACUUAUCUACGAGGUAAUAAAAGUAAAAUGUACAUCAUACGAGAAAUAGGUCGAUUUUGCUUUCGUUUCGGUUUACGGUGGAAUGUUCAGUCCCUACCAAAAUGUAAGAACAAAGACAAACUAAAGGAGAUAAUUACAGAUAACUUAUUUUCUAUUUUCAUAUAAAUAACUAUAAAACUUUGUUUUUGCUUACAUUAUGGAUAACGGGGAUUGAACAGUACAACCAAUACGUAUACGAGUAUUUGUGUACUCUAUAGCUUAUAAUAUUACUCUUGGUCAGAGGGACGGAUUGCGACCGGGACGUACAGAUCGCCAGUAUUAAAAGCUCUUAAUAGUGGUUUGAUUGUCUAAAUAGAACUCAAUUAUUGCGAGUGAAUAUGUCAUACUAAAGGUACAGUGCAGUCAAGGAUUGGUAUAAAUCGAAUUGGCACCAAUAUGUAGGUAUGUUACCUCGAAUCAAAUCGUAGAAUAAAGUUCUCUAUUUCUGUAAAUAAUCAUUCUUUUAAAUGUAUAAAUGAAUACAAAAUUAUUGAUGUAUUCACAACCAUAUACAUCAUGUUGGGUUCAUUUAUUUAUUUUCUAUUUUUCAAUCCAUCUUACACGUUUAACUGUUAUCAAAAGUUGCCAUUGCGCAAGCCACACAGAUAUGUUGUCUGACCUUGACAUGACGCAGAUGUCUUGACUUUUCAUUCAAAUACCAUCCAACAUAGAUUGAAAUAAGACAGUUUGGUGAAGAACAAUUGGAAGUGGCGUUGUACAAAAACAUACUUCUUUCCCAAUGGUCUCUAAAUAUAUUCCCUAAAAUUUAAAAUAUAUAGGAGUACAUGAUAAAAGUAACGUUUUUCCGUUGUAAUAUUUUUUAAAGUUGUACAUGUAUUACUAAACCCAUUUUUAUGCCAUAGUAUUAUUCCUGUUUUGUUCGUAUUUAUUGGUUAUUCAUGCUUAAUAUUAAUUAACCCCUUCAUGAUUUUUAAGUCAAAAAAUUUUACGUUACCGUACUUAACAAAUUUAUUUAUUUGGAUACAUAAACUAUAUUUAAUAAUUACCAUAAGGUAGGUAUAAAAUAGAAAAAUGAUAUACUUACUUGCAAAUAUUGUUAACAAAAACACCUAAUAAGUUAUAAGUUUUAGACA